AAAUGAGUUAAUUUCAAAUGUCAAAUUGCAUUUUCAGAAACAAAAUUUGCUUGUAAUCGUGUAAAAACAAAAAUUGUUAAAAAUGCCAGACCAUUUAGGAAAUGAUAUGCGUAAAAUAAAAGAUGAAAAAGAAGAAAAGGAGAUUAAAGCACUUGAUGAAGGGGAUAUUGCGUUAUUAAAAACUUAUGGACAAGGGCAGUACACUAAAAGCAUUAAAACAGUCGAAGAAGAUAUACAAACUAUUAUAAAACGAGUGAACGAACUAACUGGCAUUAAAGAAUCAGAUACGGGUCUUGCUCCUCCCGCCCUCUGGGAUUUGGCGGCCGAUAAGCAGACCUUACAAAAUGAGCAACCCCUACAGGUAGCUCGUUGCACGAAAAUCAUUAAUGCUGACACCGACGAUCCGAAGUACAUAAUUAACGUUAAACAGUUCGCCAAAUUCGUUGUGGAUUUAGCCGAUUCGGUUGCACCCACAGACAUCGAGGAAGGAAUGAGAGUUGGAGUGGAUCGCAACAAGUACCAAAUUCAUAUACCACUACCACCGAAAAUAGACCCCACUGUUACCAUGAUGCAGGUGGAAGAGAAACCGGACGUGACGUACAGUGAUGUAGGUGGAUGCAAGGAGCAGAUUGAUAAAUUGAGAGAAGUUGUUGAAACGCCCUUAUUACAUCCAGAAAAAUUCGUCAAAUUGGGUAUCGAGCCUCCAAAGGGCGUUUUGUUGUUCGGUCCGCCAGGUACGGGAAAGACCCUAUGUGCUCGAGCUGUGGCCAAUCGUACGGAUGCCUGUUUUAUUCGAGUCAUUGGCUCUGAGCUGGUACAAAAAUAUGUCGGUGAAGGCGCUCGUAUGGUACGUGAAUUGUUUGAGAUGGCCCGUUCUAAAAAGGCUUGUCUAAUUUUCUUUGAUGAAAUUGAUGCAAUUGGCGGUGCCAGAUUUGAUGACGGAGCUGGCGGGGAUAAUGAAGUCCAACGUACUAUGUUGGAACUUAUUAACCAAUUAGACGGCUUCGAUCCUCGCGGCAACAUCAAAGUAUUAAUGGCAACCAAUAGGCCCGACACUCUUGAUCCUGCACUGAUGCGACCGGGACGUCUUGACCGUAAAGUAGAGUUCGGUUUGCCAGAUUUGGAGGGCCGCACGCAUAUAUUUAAAAUUCACGCUCGUUCGAUGUCCGUGGAAAGAGACAUUCGAUUCGAAUUGUUGGCCAGAUUAUGCCCUAAUUCGACCGGCGCCGAGAUUAGAAGCGUUUGCACAGAAGCGGGAAUGUUUGCUAUUAGAGCACGUAGGAAAGUCGCAACCGAAAAGGACUUUUUAGAAGCCGUAAACAAAGUUAUUAAAUCUUAUGCGAAAUUUUCCGCUACUCCAAGAUAUAUGACUUACAAUUAAUUUAUUUUCUGUGCUUAACAACGUGUAAUUUGAAUUGCUAUAAUGUGUUUUACUUUUUCUAUUACACUAUUUAUCAUUU
Photinus pyralis (common eastern firefly) is the source of this 1460-nucleotide messenger RNA. RefSeq names its product 26S proteasome regulatory subunit 7 (gene Rpt1). The record is from RefSeq and is a predicted model, not a curated record. Gene Ontology annotation, biological process: proteasome-mediated ubiquitin-dependent protein catabolic process. The coding region runs from base 83 to 1381 and encodes 432 amino acids. Gene Ontology annotation, cellular component: proteasome regulatory particle, base subcomplex. Lineage: Eukaryota; Metazoa; Arthropoda; Insecta; Coleoptera; Lampyridae. Gene Ontology annotation, molecular function: proteasome-activating activity; ATP binding; ATP hydrolysis activity. The transcript is spliced from 6 exons.